Messenger RNA from Amorphotheca resinae ATCC 22711, 1100 nucleotides. RefSeq lists its product as hypothetical. NCBI's taxonomy places the organism in Eukaryota, Fungi, Ascomycota, Leotiomycetes, Helotiales, Amorphothecaceae. Bases 130 to 693 code for a protein of 187 amino acids. The record is from RefSeq and is a predicted model, not a curated record. The transcript has a single exon.
AGGGAGGGGAUUUUGUUUGGUGGGCUGGAUGGGAGAUGGCGGGAGAUGUGGGCGGUGAGUGUCGAAUGAUGAUAUAUCUGGGAUGGUAGGAAUGGAGUUCGGGACUGCUGCUGCUGAGAGGGAUGAUUGAUGAUUGUUGUGAUGGAGGAAAUGCCGUGUCCAAACGCCAAUCACGUGCCGGCGGCCCCUGAACAAGGAAGCAAGGAUCUCAACCACUCGAUCCUCUCCCUCCCUUUCUUUCCCCAUAGCAACUCCCCUUUCUCCAUCCAUCAUGUCAUGAAAUCGCCCACCACCACCACCACGCCCGCCCGUCUAUCUGCGCACCGCACACGCGGGGCUCCAGCUCUCAGCCGGGAAGUUGACGGGCGAGGGCGGCGGCGGGGCCGGGGGCGCAUACUCGUUCUCUGGGGCGCGGUUGAUGAACAGGUACGGCUCCUUGGCUUUGCCGUUCAGGGUGCGCGAGAGGCAGAGCGUGAGGUCGUGGCCCAGGUCGGGGUUUGUGAGGAGGGGGCUGCGGCGGCGGGGGAUGGGGAUGGCGAGGGGGGUUUGUGCUUGGGAAGGCAUAUUUUUGGCUCUUUCUUUUUGUCUUUCCGACUAGGUAUGGAUGGAUGUCUUUCUCUUCUGGAAGAUGGAAGGCUCGAGAGAUGCGGGGGGAGGAGGGAGCCGUUCUUUGUAUUUCUAUGCGGACGUUGAGAUCCCGGCUUUGUUGCGGCUAUAGGGAGGAUUCGGGUGUGGGCCGAGGGGAUUCUCGGGGAGAGAGAGAUUGGUUUAUGCUUGCUGCCAGGAGAAGAGGAGUCAGCAUGAUGAUAAUCAUAACAAGAACCGUAUUAACAGGAAUGCACGUACCGGUUGACGGGAAACAACGGAGGAUCUCGCUCCGGAAGGGGGUGGGAGGCUUUGCGGGCGAUGAGACGAGACGAGGUGGUUGUCCAGUGCUCUGGUAAGAAGAGAGACAGACAGGGUCCUUGGAUGGAAGAAGACUUCUUUCUUUGAAGGAGAAAACGAAGAAGAAUUUCACAGCAAUGAGAAUGUUGUUGGGAAGGGCCAGGCACUUUAUAUAACUAACACACUUUCUCUCUCGUGCACUCUCUCCGCUCCUU